Austrofundulus limnaeus is the source of this 9897-nucleotide messenger RNA. It is a transcript of the gene tcf20, whose product is annotated as transcription factor 20. Lineage: Eukaryota; Metazoa; Chordata; Actinopteri; Cyprinodontiformes; Rivulidae. Gene Ontology annotation, cellular component: nucleus. Gene Ontology annotation, biological process: regulation of transcription by RNA polymerase II. The record is from RefSeq and is a predicted model, not a curated record.
AGAAAAGAAAACAGCCUUUCCCUCUCUUCGUGGGGCCUUGUUGCGUUGCUACGUUUUCAGAGGAAAUGGUUGGCCUGCAGCUCCAGGAAUAAUGGACUUUAUAGACGUGGAAUUACUCGAGAAGAACUGAAGAGUGAAGCUGGAGUUGAUGGAACCUGAAAUGGAAUAAAUGGAUUAUCCUUUUUUGGUGGGAUAUUGUUUUAUUUUUGCCAUGGAGCCAUUUGCAAUUAAAUGGUGGUUGACUGACAAGAACAAAGGCUAAAAAGCAACUAAAUGCUGAAGAAGCAGGAGGAACUUGGACCACGUCGAAACAAAAACGUUACUCAAGUGGGGACCAAAUCCUUCUUCAGAGCAAAAAUCAUUCACGCAUUGUGUUUGCCUUCGCGCCCUAGAGCUGAUGGGAAUAUCCAUGAAGUGUUUGCCUCCUGGACUGAUAAGUGAGGAUCUACAUUCAAAGUGUUUGAUUCUGUUACUGGAGGUUUUGUCUCAUGCAGGUGUGAGUCAGAUCCAGAGAAACCUGCACAACUUGAAAAACUGAAGGAUGCCUGUAACACAGAUCGGUGUUAAUGGUGUUUUUGAUAUAUUUUUGGGGAGUUUAGCAGUUUUCUAAAAUUGGAUCACACCUUAUUUUAUUCCUGAAACAGCUCAGCCCGCUUGAGCGGUUGUCAUAUACUGAGUGUAUCCACUUGAAGUCAUUUAAAGUUGAAGAUUUCUCCUGGUGAUGAGGCUCAUGAAAUCAUUGCCUUCUCAGUGCCAAAUUGUUUUAUCUUUGUGGAAAUGACCGCUCAUUUUUAUUCUAACAUUUUUUUAAAGUAGAAAUUUGACUUUACAUAUCUUUUGUUUACUAAAAGCAAGAAGAAGCUUGCGAUCACAACAAAAAAUGUAAUUUUAAAAAAGGGCCUUUUCCAUUAUUAAGAAAAAGUGUUUUAAACAUCUGUUAUAUAUAUUUUUAUCUUGCUGCAGCUCGCCCUUGUUUUACUGCCAGGCUGUGGACUCUCUUCAUAGAUACUGCCAUUAGCCUUCCAGUUUUCCAUCAACAUCAUUCCCUGAUAUAAACUCUGACAGCUAUAUAUUUUUAUCCUUUUAACUUUUUUUUUAAUUGUUAUAAUCCAAAUCUGAAAGGGGGCGGGGAAUAAUGCAGAAUUUCUCUAACAGUCCAGCUCCACCCCCCAUCCCCCCUGGCUUUAGCGGGAGGAGUGUGGGCGGACCUCCAUAUACCCCUCAGCCAGCAGAGCCUCAGAUCUCUCCCAGGAUGACGGAUGAUUACGUCAGCAUGCAGCAGCAGAGCCUGCACAGAGGCCUUCACCACCCGAGUCAAGCCAGCCACAUGCUCGCAUACGGUUCAAGAAACCGAGGCGUUUUGGAGCCGCCAGCACAGGGUAGCAUUCACAGCGGCAACAACAACAACCCCUACAGGAAGGAGGCUAUGGAAUAUUAUCUUUCUAUGGGUGGAAAGGACAGACACAGAAGGGGGGCUAUGAGUUUUGGGGGAGGGUUUGGAUACCCUAAUAUUGAUGGACAUAUACCUCACCAGUACCGGCACACCGGGUCUAGCGCUGCCUCGUCAUCUGGUCUGAUAUCUCCAUACCCAGUGGACUAUGGCCCUGGUGCUGGUUCAGGUGGAGGUGCCGGAGCAUUCUCUCCUUCUCAUCAGUACAAUAUCAAUCAGAACGCUGCAAUGCAGUCAGUGCCAGCUUCUCAGAUGCAACAGCGCCAACAUGGGCAGACCUUUCCAGCUGUCCACCCUGGACAGCAGCAUAGGAGCUACUCACACUCUGGGCACAGGAUGACUCCACAGUACCCGCAUUACUCCCCACCGGGAGGGCCAUCCACGGGGUCAUCGGGAAUGUACAGCCCCCCACUACAAAGAUAUCUUGAUGGAGCUKCAAACACAGGGUUCGAUCCCAAAGUCAACAGCUCUCCUAGUGUCAACGCCAGUUCAAAUUCAGUCUCUACUUCAGUUGCUGCUAACAACAUGGGGUCAGUGGAAAAUGUUCAGCAGAGUUACCAUGCUUCAAAUUAUCCUGGAUAUCCCCCACAGGCUCAUUCACUUCAGAAGCAAGCCACACUACAGCACCGCAACUCACAGCACAGCUUAGUAGUAGGUUACGACGGUUCCCUUAAGAUGUCCCAUCAGGGUCCAUCCCCUGGUUCCGUUUAUGCUAAACAUCAUCCAGCCCCCAAUCCUAGCAUAGCCCAAGCAGCAUCUCAAGAAGUAUCGAAAUCCCCGAUGCAUCCUAACGCACAGCAGAUGAAUCAAAACUUUAGCCCCAUAUCCAAUCCUUCUCCAGUUGCUUCUGCAGUGCAUUCCCCAACAUGCAGCUCCUCUCCCUCCCCUUUGAUGGGUGCUUCAGAGGCACAUGGAAACCCCGCAGGUCACGGUCCUUCACACCCAUCAUCAAAUGCCCGUAGCAGCCACAGCCACACUCGGUUACUGCAGACCGCGCCUCAGUUAAGUCCGACCCCCAACUCCAACAGCAGCAUCAGUAGUUGUGGUAGCAGUGGCAGUCAUAAAGCUCACAGCCUGACCGCAGUUGGAGGGUCCGGCCUUCUUCCGAUUGGCCGAAACAAAACGGGAGCCACUGGAGUAAAAUCUCGAGACGAAGGCCCCUCUGUUUACUCGCUUUCUUCAUUUGACAAGACGCAAGAUGCUGGCCUGAAUAGUCUUAAUGCCUUGAGCUCACAAGUAGCCAAUUUACCAAACACAAUUCAGCACAUGCUCAUCACUGAUACCGUGUUCUCACACARGAAAAAAGAUGGCGGGCAACAGGCAGUGCACAGCAUGCCCCAGUCACAACCAAAGAGUCAGAACGCAAGCUCAGCGUCGAGUGCUAAAGAUGGAGGUGGAGCUGGUGAGGGUGGGAGCUCAGAUGCUGGUCCUGAUGAAGACUCCUCUGUGAUUCCUGUUGGAGGCUCAUUAGGGACCAAAGAAGAACGAGAGGAGCAGUUUUUUGAGGCAGAACAUAUUCGAGUGAGGCAGAUGAGUGGUGCAAGCAGUGGGUCAGAAGCAACAGGCUAUAAUCAAACACAGACAGGACACGCCUCAAAAACUGUCCCCUCCAACUCACAGUCAGCGGAAGCAGUUGUCACGGAAACAAAAACAAAAGAAACUCACAUUCCUUCAUCAUCGUCAUCUCCAUCAACACCUCCUGUUUCCUCCUCCCCGUCGUCCACCUCCUCUAGUAUUCCUCCUGCCACGGCGCAGAAUUGUGUCCCAGAAUCUGGUCUGACACAUGGUGGCCACAGAGGCAGAGCAAUCAAGACUGAAAGUGAUGCUGCAGCUGAGAAAACCCAGAGUCUCAGCAAGCAAACACAGCAAGAUGGAGACAAGCGAACAAAAAAUGGCCAGGACAAGGAAAACAUGUUACACUCUGAAUGUAAAUCGCACAAUAAAAAGAGGGAGGAAAAAGAUGGGUUAGAGGAGCAGCAGAAUACUGGUAGUGUUGGUGUGAUUGUUUCAGCUCGUACUGAGGACAGUUACACUGAAAGAAAUAGACAUUCCCAAGAUAAUUGUGUAGAAGAGAAACGGCUAAGUAUUUAUUUAAAAGAGUCGAGCAGUCAUAACGGGGAGGAAGGUGUCGAUUUGAGUCUGAACUCCUCCCACCAUCAGAAAUCAAACUCUGGAAGGUCGCAGAAUCCCCCACUGUCUGGAUCACAUAAAUACAGCUAUCCGGAAUCAACAUGUGGCUCAGAUUUGUCCAUGAAGAACAGAGUGAGGGCUGGCUCGGUGGGCGUAAUGGAAACAAAUCCCAGAUAUUUAUCGUACCAGCACUCACAAACUGGCUACGGCCCCGCACACCCAAAAGAUGCAGGUUCUGGGCUCGAGGCUUUGGCAAAGAAAGGUCAGCUGGGAGCUAAAUCUCAGGAGGAGACCUCACAGAUGCAGCAGUUCCCCAGCCUUUUGCAAGAAGUUCUUCAAGGUUACAAUUUAGACAGACGCUAUGUGAGACCAGAGCAGGCGUUUUCUGCACAUCAUCAAGUUCAGCAGCAGUUUUCAACCAGAAACGCUUUCGACAUGGCUGAGAGUACAAGGAUGCACGGAGAGAGUUCUGCUUAUUCUGCUCAAAUGAGUCGCUCUGGAAAGCAGAAACACAGACAUGUGCCUGAUUUUUCUGCAGAUUCUUUAGUGAAGUCAGAAAUGUCCAGUGCUAAAAUUCCUCAAAAUACUGACAAACCUGAUGUGGUUGUAUCCCAGAGUCAUUUACUACAAGCUGCAGAGUCUCAGCAACCUCCUGCAAAGCAUAUCAACCUGUCUGAUUACUCCCUGACACACAGAAAAACACCUCAUGUGACUACUGCUUCCUCUGCCGUGCAGGAGCUCCUCCUGCAAGAGCCGGAGCCACUAACGAACGCCGCUGGUCAGAGUAAGCCUCUGAAGUCAUCCAUUUCUGGGUUGGCCACAUCAGAGAGGCGCUCUGUAAUCUGUGACGUGUCGCCAAACCGAAGCAGCACACCGGAGCGGGACAGGGAGGGAGGCAGGGGGACCGAACAGGAGAAAAGUCAAAGCAGCACCUCUGUGAUUCAGCAGUCGUUUUCCUCUCCAGCUGCGCCCAGUGAUCUUAGCAAAAGAGAUAAAGGAGAAAAACAUGUUGUGAAAAUGGAAAUGACUUCAAAAGACAUCGGAGCAGGACCUGUAAAUCUACAAAUUGAGCGUAAUCACGGCGGUGGAGGGGUAAAUGAAGCAGACAUUGAGUUUUUUUCCAAGCCGUCCCAUUCGUCAAGUGGAAUUAGCGCUGACCCCUACAGGAGAGGCGGCGUCGAUAUUAUCCCCAUGCCCUCUCAUUCAUUGAGCACAAAUGCUUUAUCUUCACCACCACGGCAUCAUUCAUAUCUUCACGGUGUCGAUCUAUCAGCUGGAAGUGGCAGUUCAUUUCCUGGAUAUCGAUAUGGGGAAACGAGAGAGGGAAGCAUGUCUCGCAGUUUUCCCUCUCCUCACCCGUACCACCAUUUACCCCCUCAGGCUCAAAGCACAAAUAAGCUUCAGAUGUAUCCUCGCGGCCCCCCUCAUGCUCCCCACGACAUGAGUGACUGGGUGAAAGCAAUGAGCAGGCCUUCGAAGGAGAUGAUGAUGCAGCUCAGCUCUUCUCCUGGAAGACAUAAAGGCAGUCAGUUGGAGCAGAAACCCAGAGGUGUCUCCCAAACUGAUGUACCAAGUGAAAGCAAACCUCAUUCACUUCAUCAUCAAAGUGCUUACUACGAUAUGAAGAUGUGGGACUCAACACACCAAGGAAGAGAGGGGGCUCGAAUGAUUGAAGGCGACACUUACUAUAGAACACAAGCUCCUCCCCCCUCCCCCGUUCCUGCUCCAGCUCCUGUAGGUCCACAAGCUCCUUUGCAUGCAGCUCAUGGUCAAAACGAACUGGAAGUCUCUAGAGGUGCUACAGAAGGGGCCAAACAUCCCUGUCCACCUCCUGCCUCCAGCUCCGCAAAACCCCCUGCUGACAUAAACUCCACUCAGCCACAGCGUCCAGCAAAAUCUUGUGGAUCAGGAGACACGAAUCCUCUGAUGUUAAGAAGGAAGGUUCGCUCAUUUAUUUCUCCCAUUCCUGCCAAAAGACUACACCAAGAUUCACCCCAGCAGAGAGCUGCCACAAAUUCUCAUCACUCCCCCGGGGCUCUGUCGGAGUCUGGCCAUCAUCACAAUGAAGAUGACUCAUCCAGCUCGGAUGUGCCGUGUCCCCGACUUUCAUCCCCUCUGCCAGGGGAGAACACCUUCCUACAACCCCUGUCUCCACCCAGCGGCAACGCAAAGGUUCUUUCUGCCAGAAAAGGACGAGGUUUGAAGCUAGAGGCGAUAGUGCAAAAAAUCACCCCCAAUAUUAAAAAACCGACAGGCUACACUGAUGAUGAGUCAAAUCAUUUCUCGGCCUUCUCACACUCAGAAAUCCCAAGAUUCAAUGAUUCACAWGACCAAGACUUGGCGCAUUUCCCCAGAGUUACAGCAGGAGAAGAGAGUUACAUGGAUGACAGUCAUUCAUUAAACGACCUGAUUCCCUUCAGAGGAGUUGAUGAAACUGGACCUUUACCUCCACCUGUUUAUCCUUGUGAUUCCAAUCAAUCAUCUCAAAUCCUCAAACAACAAGAUUUUGACUUCGGAUUAGGGGCUGGUGUGACAUCAGCAUCUGGUGAUAAGGAGGACUUUGCUCUGCUCGGACCUUUACCUCCUCCUCCACCUCUUCCCCGCCCCGUCCAAGCUUCCCCGCCUCCUUCUUCAUCUGCCCUGUCGGACAUUCAGCAUUUCACCAACACGUACCAGCAGCUCGAGACUCGUAAGGGAGAACAGUCUGCUGCCAACCUUCUCCGGCAAAAACUUCAAGAAACCGGCAUGGGAUUUGAUGACUACCCCAGCAGUGACUACUACGGAACCACCCCGCCUCAUCAAGGACACAUGCUGAGCAGGCAGCAUCAGAUGUCCUCUGGAAGGUCCAGUCUGUCUCCCCAAGAUUCAAAGCCAUUAGAAAGUGUUGUGCCCAAGGGUUAUUUCCCAUCUGGCAAGAAAAAGGGCAGACCCGUGGGGAGUGUGAAUAAGCAAAAGCGAGCUCAGAACCAAGGCCAACCACAGGCCCAGGCACAAGUCCAGACUCCAAGCACGCCUCUAAGUGAUCCCCCAGCCCCGCCCACUCCAACUCCGGCAGCUGCUUUGACCCCACCGAUAGUGGAGACUAACAGCAGCACGUUACCCUCAACAACAGAGCCUACUCCAGCUGAAAGUACAAACAGUCCUUCGCUAGCCCCGCCCAUUUUAACCCAGGUGGUGAAGGUAGAUGUUGAGAGUGAGGACACGCAGCCAGAGAUUGAGGUGAAGCCGGCUCGACGCCGACGUCGAGGAGCAAAAGAUGGAGAUAUGCCACUAGGAACGAGGGGGCGCCAGAGAAGGAGGAGGAGAGGAGCAGUGACUACAGCACCGCCGCUGAUGACCAAAGGUGACCCAGAUACACCCCCAGAGGCUGGAGCGGCCUUGACAACAAACAGAGUUUUCGUGGAUCCUAACAGAAAAGGCAUAUUUAUCCCUCACAUACAUGUGGAGAAAAAAAUUCCAGAGAUUGGAGCGGUGUGUUCUAUUGUGAACGCCGAGGAGGACAAGACAAAAGGGGACCGUGGUGCAGUCGGAGGGAAAACCGGUGGAACGGAAUCUCUCCUCUCCUCGGCUGUUUCCUCCCAGUUAUCGAGGAGAGACAAAGAAGCAGAAAAAUGGGAGGCAGAUGAAGUGGAAACUACACUUCAGUCAGGAAAGGCGCUUCCUUCAUCUGGUUAUGUUGUUUCAGGCCCUGUGAUUACAGAAACCAAUCACUCUGGCCGCCUGCUCUGCUGCCUGUGUCAGAAGUGGGCGAACUACAAACACCUCGGAGAUCUCUACGGGCCUUUCUAUCCAGCUGAAUAUGCUGCAAAGCUCCCCAAGAACCAGCCUCAGAUCAGACAGUGUCAGGCCACCACCGGCACAAACAAAACUGGACCAAACUCAGACACAAGCUCAAAUGCUACGAGUGUUAUCCAAGACACACAAGCUCAACAGUUCUCCAAGGCCUCAGCAGAAAGUGACUGUGCCACUGACAUCAGUUCAAACCCAGCACCUCUCCCCCCUACAAUCAGAUCUGCCUUCUCAGCUGGAAAAGAGACAGUCAGCAGCUGCAGCAGCAGCACCUCGUCACCUUUCUCCUCCACCACCAUUAAAACCCCUCUGAGCUGGGAUGGAGAUCAUUCCCUUCGACCUAUCCCUGAGCUUAAACGGGAGACGGACCUCCAAAGCGACCAAGCGCAGGCGCCCAAACAGCCGACGGAUGACACUCAGCAGCGGCCUCAGCACAGAAAGCUGACUUCACAUCCCCGCUUUAAACGGAGGCACAAGUCCAGCGAGGAAUCCCCCCGAAUGGUGCCAUCCAACAGUAAAGCAUCCCUGCCKUUCCAGCCCCCUCCUCCUGCCUUGGAUUCCCUGGGACCCUUGGCACAACUCGCACAGCUGCCUCAGAUGCCCAUGGACCCAGAAGAGCUGUGGGUGCAUGAAGGAUGUAUAGUGUGGACCAGUGGUGUUUACCUCGUCAAUGGGAGACUGUACGGUUUACAGGAGGCACUAGAUGGUGCCAGAGAAACAAGCUGCUCAUACUGUGAGAUGAUUGGUUCAACCCUGGGCUGCUACAGUAAAGGCUGCACACUUCGUUACCACUACCUAUGUGCUAUAGAAGCAGAUUGUUCUCUGAAUGAAGAUAAUUUCUCACUGAGGUGUCCGAAGCACAAGGUAAAGAAGGAAAGUUUAGCCAAGGCAUCCAGCCAGCCCAGCCAGUGUCUGUGGAGCAGUCAGAGAGAGGCUGAGAGAAACGGUGAGGAAGAGGAGACACCAGAGUCUGGGAGCUGUUAACUUGGACUUCUGAAGAUGAGAGGGAAAUGUGGGGAAAAAAAUGGACUGGACUGGCGUUUUGUCACGGAGAACAAUUUAAGGGAAUGUACAAUUUAUCAAAUGGAAUCAGCAUUAUUUACGUUUAAGACGACGUAGAAAAAACUUUUUUUGUUAAAAAAAAUUGAGAACUGGUUCUCUUUACUUAAAAGUGAAAAAAAAAACAACAUGGACAAAUGACGCAGAGGAACGUAGCUGCAAGGAAAAAACACUGCAACGAUCAAAAUGGGAUGAAAUGAGACGAGGAGGAAUUAAAGCAACUUUGCUGAAAAGAACAAAAAGAAACAAACUUCCUCUCUAGGGUUAAAGUGUUCAACUCAUCAUUUUGUUUUUUUGUUUUUUGUUUGUUUGUUUGCUUUAAGAUUUAUUGGGAGCAAAUUCAGUGUCAAACCCAGAAAUGAAAAGACGAGGAGUAUUUUAUCUUUUGUGGUGUUAGGAAGACCAGUUAUCAUUUUAGUCCUCAUUAUUAUUAUUAUUAUUAUUAUUAUUAUUAUUAUUAUUACUGUAUCCGCAUCAGUAUUUACUCAUGAGAAUGAAACGAUGUAUUUCGCUUUUUAUUAAGUCAAUGCAUGAGUUGGAUUUUUUUUUUCCAAAUUUUAUUUWAUUUUUUUAAUUCCUGGUGAGAGAAGAGCCGGAGAGAUGAUGUUUGGAAUGUCAGGGUCCAGUUUGCCACAAAGACAUUAUUGCCUUGGAGAAUGGACAUCUGUUGCCUUUUAAAAAAAUCACAACAAAAGAAAACAAAAACCACAAAAAAAAAAGAAGAAAAACUUGUGUAUGAGUGCAAAAUGAGUGUGUGUGUGUGUGUGAGAGAGAGAGAGAGUGAGAGAGGAAAUAUCUGGGUCUUUGGUUCCAUUUUGGUCCUUUUUGAAAAGUGUUCUUAUUUUUCAUCACUUGGAGUUUUUACGGUACAGAUAAUAAUCAUGAAAAAAAAACAGAUGGACGGUUUUAUUUUUCAAGUGCAAAAUGUUCAUAAGGUUCAAAGACGGAGAGAACACUACAGACUAAUGUGUAAGAGAACAGUUUCAACCACGCAGGACUCCGAGGAGCUGAAACUACGAUCUGCACGAACAGUUACGUUUGAAAACCCCGUGGGACUUUGUCAGACAGUGAUGGAGCUGAACUUUGGAACACUGUCUUACGAAAAAUGCAUCCCAGGUUAAUGUGGAGCGAGCCGAACCAAGUACAUUGGAAAGUGGGCCACGUGGCGGCAAAAGACUCGGAAAGAUGCAAAAACUGUUGCCAUCAAAUUUUAAAGUGAGUCAUACAUGGUGUCGUCUUUGUCAUUUUUUAUCGUUAUUCUUGUAAAAAAAACUGAAAAAACGUCAAGCUGAAAGAUGACGGUUACUCUAUCAAAACCAUGCUGUAUUAGAAACCUGUCWAUAUGUAUAUGAAUUAUGAAUACACCUAAACUUGCUUCAACUCUUUCUUUUUCUUAUGACCCUCCCCCCCACAUUUAUUUGCUGUUUUGAUUUGCAGUUUCAUGCGAAUAAAUCUCAGUCAUAGAAAAA